Molecule: messenger RNA, 3318 nt
Organism: Naegleria gruberi
Lineage: Eukaryota; Heterolobosea; Eutetramitea; Acrasida; Naegleriidae
Exons: 1
Coding region: 1-3318 (1105 amino acids)
Source: RefSeq, a predicted model, not a curated record
AUGGAAAAACAACUAUUACAAGGGGAUCCUCUAGAUGUCAUGUACUUUGGAAAGAUGCUUUCCAUCGAUAAAUUUCACAAUUGGUUGCUUUUCAUGGAUGUUGGUAACAAUUGCGUGGGUUACUAUAGUUUGGCAAAUUAUAAUUCAUUUAACUGGUUCACUAAUUGUGGUUUAUCACCUACCGAUGGUGGAAUAGUUGCAUCACCACUAACAGGUGACAUUUACUAUAUUUAUUAUGGGAAAAUUAUGAGAUUAGUUCUUCCUGAAACAUACACCAUAUUCAGUGCUAGCACUCCAGAUUGGAAUCCUUAUCCAGAGUAUCCACCAUUCAAUGAUGCAAAUUUCACAGCCACUCCAUGGAAUAAUCCAAUGGGAUUAUAUUACACAGCACAUGAUGAAUUGUUUGUUGCUGAUCCUGGAUUGAAGCAGGUUAAAAAGAUUCAAAAUAGACAAGUGGAAAUCAUUGCUGGAAGUACAAAUUCCUCGAGUGGAUGUCCAGACAAUUCUGAUCCAGUGAAUUGUUACUUGGAUUCUCCUUUUAAUGUUUUUGUGAGGGAGAAUAAGAAUGAGAUUUAUAUUGCUGAUGAUGUUGCUGGAUUGAUUAAGAAGGUUUAUCCAUAUUGUGAUGGUGUUGGUUAUGUGUUGAGUGGUGAUGGAAGAACAUGUCUUCCUGAAUGUUAUGGGAAAUCAUCUGAAAGCAAAUAUCCUUUUUUAGCAUGUCAUGGAAAUGGAACAUGUGUUGAUGUGAAUACAUGCAUGUGUAAUGAAAAUUAUUAUGGACCUGAGUGUACAGUAACAACAUGUUUUGGAAAGUUUUCAAACUCAUCUACUGCAUGUAAUGGUAAUGGAAUUUGUGAACGUUACAAUUAUUGUAAAUGUAAUUCUAAUUAUGGAGGUGAAAAUUGUGAAAUUCCAAAAUGUAAUGGUACUUUAGCAAAUGAUGAAACAGUUUGUUCAGGAAAUGGCUCUUGUAUUGCACUUAAUACCUGUCAAUGCUUCAACACGUCAAGAUAUGUUGGUGAGAAAUGUGAAAUUCCAGUAUGUUUUGGAAUAAUAGCAAAUCAAACAAGCAGUGUUUGUUCAGGAAGAGGUGAUUGUGUAUCUCAUGAUACAUGUGUCUGUAGAGAUCAAUCUCAAUGGAAUGGAUUGAAAUGUGACGUUCCAAAAUGUAAUUUGACAUCAGCAUCAGAUCCAACAGUUUGCAAUUCCAGAGGUCAAUGCAUUUCCCCAAAUCAAUGUCAAUGUUUCGAUACGUAUGCAUUUGGUGGUAAUGACUGUCAAAUCUUGAAGUGUAAUGGCACUUUGUCGACCAUGGAAAAUGUUUGUAAUGGAAGAGGAAAUUGUUUGGCAGAUGACAUUUGCAAAUGUAAUGAUGAAACUCAUUGGGGAGGAAGAUUUUGUUCAAUCCCAAAGUGUAAUGGUAUUCUAGCCGGUAAUUCUAGCCAGUGUUUAGGAAGAGGUGACUGUCUAUCACCUGACACUUGUCAAUGUUAUGAUUCGAAUAGUUAUGGAGGAAAUGAUUGUCAGAUUUUCAAAUGUGCAGGAAUUAUGUCAACAAACACUACACAUGUUUGUUCUAAAAGGGGUAUUUGUAAAUCAUUGAAUUUAUGUGAAUGUGAAGCUAACUAUGGAGGAUCAAAUUGUGAACUUGUCAAAUGUUUUGGAAUUCUUCAAAAUGAAACAAGUUCAGUAUGUAAAGGAAGAGGUACAUGUUCAAAUGUAGAUACCUGUCACUGCAAUAAUGGGUAUGGAGGUGCAGAAUGUGAACUCAUUCAAUGUUUUGGAAUUUUUACGAAUCAAACUAAUGCCAUUUGUAAUAAUGGAAAUGGAACAUGUAUUUCUCCAGAUUCAUGUCAAUGUAACCCUGGAUGGAUAGGUUCUAAAUGUGAAAUUCCUAUUUGCCAUGGAAAAUAUUCGAAUGAUACUCAAGUCUGCUCUUCAAAAGGUCAAUGCUUGACUCCAAAUAAUUGUAAAUGCUCAACUGAUUAUUUUGGAGCCAAUUGUGAAAAGACCACUUGCAAUUCCAUAGCUUCAGAUAAUGCAAAUGUUUGCUUUGGACAUGGAUCUUGCCCUUCGUAUAAUAAUUGUAAUUGUUCUGCUGGAUAUGGACCUGCCACGACUUGUCAAUUUCCAAUUUGUUUUGGAAUUCUUGCCAAUGAAUCGAAUGCAUGCAAUGAUACAGACCAAUUUUGCUAUGCACCUAAUGAUUGCAAGCCAAAGAAUCCACUAUGCUUUGGAAUUGAGAAAAUGAAUAAUAGAUCAUGUUCUGGAAAUGGAAUUUGCUUGUCAACUGAUAAUUGUAUUUGUGAUUCGAAUUAUUUUGGAGAGAAAUGUCAAUAUUGGAAAUGUAAUCAUGUAGCUUUUAAUUCUACAACAGUUUGUAGCUCACAUGGUUCUUGUGAUGCGGUAAAUUAUUGUUCUUGCAGUGAUGGAUAUGGUGGAAGCAAUUGUGAGCUUGUCAAAUGUAGUGGAAUAUUGCAAAAUGACAGUUCUGUAUGUAGCGGGAAAGGAAAUUGCACAGAUGUGAACAGCUGCGAUUGUGUUCAUGGUUAUUAUGGAUCAGAUUGCCAAUUCACAUCAUGUUUUGGAAUAGAACAAGCUAGCUCACAAGUUUGCAAUUUUAGAAAUGGAACUUGUCAAUCAUUUGAUAAUUGCAAAUGUCUUGAUGAGAGUAGAUGGUAUGGGUUGGCAUGUAAUUUGACCUAUUGCUUUGGUUUAUCAUCUGUAGAUCAUUCCAAUGUGUGUAAUUCACAUGGAGAUUGCGUUAAUUAUGACACUUGUCAAUGCAGAACAAAUUAUAUUGGUAAUCAAUGUCAAUUUAGAUAUUUUAAUCAAUCAGACGUGACCAUUUCAUUCAAUAGUACCAAUGAUUUCGUAGGAGAAAUCUCCACAACUUUAACCAUCAACAUUCAAGACUCUCAAUUCAUUGAUUUUUAUAAGAAUAAGACAAUUGACAUUAAUGUUGAUUUCUUAUUGAAUGGUCAAUCAAUUUCCUCCCAAAUAUUCCAAUAUGAAUUGCUUUCCAAGAUGAUAUUUAAUAUUCCUUCUUCAAUUCCUAAGGGUUCACUAACAGCCAAAACAACUUUGCAUUACAAUUCCACUCAAAUUUCAACCACUUUCGAAACAAUGAAUCCACUCUCAAUUAAGGAAAGAAUCAAACCAUCUGCAAGCCCUAAAAGUUCAAGUUCUGUACCUCCUCCAGUGCUCAAAUCUCUUUCAGAACCUUCCAGAUCUGAACGUCUAUCCUCAGCAAUAUCACUGUUUAGCAAUGUAGCUCUUAUAUCAACCGUGUUGGUUGUUGGCGUUGUCUUUUAUUGA